This is a messenger RNA of Pipistrellus nathusii (Nathusius's pipistrelle), 2610 nucleotides long. Lineage: Eukaryota; Metazoa; Chordata; Mammalia; Chiroptera; Vespertilionidae. The record is from the annotation of a GenBank genome assembly.
AUGGCGGGGUGCAGGGGGUCCUGGUGCUGCUGCUGCAGAUGGUGCUGCUGCUGCGGGGAGCGGGAAAGCCGGACGCCCGAGGAGCUGACCAUCCUUGGAGAGACACAGGAGGAGGAGGAUGAGAUCCUGCCAAGGAAAGACUAUGAGAGUUUGGAUUACGAUCGCUGUAUCAAUGACCCUUACCUGGAAGUUUUGGAGACCAUGGAUAAUAAGAAAGGUCGCAGGUAUGAGGCGGUGAAGUGGAUGAUGGUGUUUGCCAUUGGACUCUGCACGGGUUUGGUGGGUCUCUUUGUGGACUUCUUUGUGCGCCUCUUCACGCAGCUCAAGUUCGGAGUGGUGCAGACCUCGGUGGAGGAAUGCAGCCACAAAGGGUGCCUCGCCUUGUCCCUCCUUGAGCUCCUGGGUUUCAACUUGACCUUUGUCUUCUUAGGGAGUCUUCUCGUCCUGAUUGAGCCUGUGGCAGCGGGUUCCGGGAUCCCCGAGAUCAAAUGCUACCUGAAUGGGGUGAAGGUGCCCGGAAUCGUCCGUCUCCGGACCCUGGUCUGCAAAGUCUUCGGGGUGCUGUUCAGCGUAGCUGGAGGGCUCUUCGUGGGGAAGGAAGGCCCCAUGAUCCACAGCGGCGCCGUGGUGGGCGCUGGCCUCCCUCAGUUUCAGAGCAUCUCCUUCCGGAAGAUCCAGAUUAACUUCCCCUAUUUUCGAAGUGACAGAGACAAGCGGGACUUUGUAUCAGCUGGGGCAGCAGCUGGCGUCGCUGCAGCCUUCGGGGCUCCCAUUGGGGGGACCCUGUUCAGUCUGGAGGAGGGCUCGUCCUUCUGGAACCAGGGGCUCACGUGGAAAGUGCUCUUCUGCUCCAUGUCGGCCACCUUCACCCUCAACUUCUUCCGCUCUGGGAUUCAGUUUGGGAGUUGGGGCUCCUUCCAGCUCCCUGGAUUGCUGAACUUCGGCGAGUUCAAGUGCUCUGACUCUGAUAAAAAAUGUCACCUCUGGACAGCUGUGGACUUGGGUGUCUUCAUCGUGAUGGGGGUCUUUGGGGGCCUCCUGGGAGCCACAUUCAACUGUCUGAACAAGAGGCUCGCAAAGUACCGAAUGCGAAACGUGCACCCGAAGCCCAAGCUCGUCAGAGUCUUAGAGAGCCUCCUGGUGUCUCUGGUGACCACCGUGGUGGUGUUUGUGGCCUCCAUGGUGUUAGGAGAAUGCCGACCGAUGUCUUCAGGCCAAAUCGGGAAUGACUCGCUCCUGCUCCAGGCCAUAUCAGAAGAUGUGAAUUCAAGUAUCAAGACCUUUUUCUGUCCCAAUGAGACCUACAAUGACAUGGCCACCCUCUUCUUCAACCCCCAGGAGUCUGCCAUCCUCCAGCUCUUCCACCAGGAUGGUACCUUCAGCCCCAUCACUCUGGCUCUGUUCUUCACCCUCUAUUUCUUGCUUGCGUGUUGGACUUACGGCAUUUCUGUUCCGAGUGGCCUCUUUGUACCUUCUCUGCUGUGUGGAGCUUCUUUUGGACGUUUAGUUGCCAAUGUCCUCAAAAGCUACAUUGGACUGGGCCAUGUCUAUUCGGGGACCUUUGCCCUGAUUGGUGCCGCGGCUUUCCUGGGCGGGGUUGUCCGUAUGACCAUCAGCCUCACGGUCAUCCUGAUCGAAUCCACCAACGAGAUCACUUACGGGCUUCCCAUUAUGAUCACUCUGAUGGUGGCCAAGUGGACAGGGGACCUUUUCAAUAAGGGCAUUUACGACAUCCACGUGAGCCUGCGAGGAGUGCCGCUUCUGGAGUGGGAGACAGAGGUGGAGAUGGACAGACUGAGAGCCAGUGACAUCAUGGAGCCCAACCUGACCUACGUCUACCCGCACACCCGCAUCCAGUCGCUGGUCAGCAUCCUGCGCACCACUGUCCACCAUGCCUUCCCCGUGGUCACCGAGAACCGGGGCAACGAGAAGGAGUUCAUGAAGGGCAACCAGCUCAUCAGUAACAACAUCAAGUUCAAGAAAUCCAGCAUCCUCACCCGAGCCGGCGAGCAGCGCAGGCGCAGCCAGUCCAUGAAGUCCUACCCGUCGAGUGAGCUGCGGAACAUGUGUGACGAGCACGUGACCUCAGAGGAGCCGGCCGAGAAGGAGGACCUCCUGCAGCAGAUGCUUGAGCGAAGAUACACUCCCUACCCCAACCUAUACCCUGACCAGUCCCCAAGUGAAGACUGGACCAUGGAGGAACGCUUCCGCCCUCUGACCUUCCACGGCCUGAUCCUGCGGUCGCAGCUGGUCACCCUGCUCGUCCGAGGAGUGUGCUAUUCCGAAAGCCAGUCGAGCGCCAGCCAGCCGCGCCUUUCCUACGCGGAGAUGGCGGAGGAUUACCCACGGUUCCCUGACAUCCACGACCUGGACCUGACGCUGCUGAACCCGCGGAUGAUAGUGGAUGUCACCCCAUACAUGAACCCGUCACCCUUCACCGUGUCCCCUAACAGCAGCGUCUCCCAGGUUUUUAACCUGUUCAGGACCAUGGGGCUGCGGCACCUGCCGGUGGUGAACGCGGUGGGAGAGAUCGUUGGGAUUAUCACCCGCCACAACCUCACGUACGAAUUCCUGCAGGCCCGGCUGCGGCAGCACUACCAGACCAUCUGA